Messenger RNA from Camellia sinensis, 1746 nucleotides. RefSeq names its product IQ domain-containing protein IQM3. The record is from RefSeq and is a predicted model, not a curated record. Lineage: Eukaryota; Viridiplantae; Streptophyta; Magnoliopsida; Ericales; Theaceae.
ACUUGACUUCGCAUCCGUACAAAACCCAACUCCUAGCUCUCACCACCUCUGAUAGUCUCACAUACUCUUUGACUUUAGACUAUCUCUUUCUCGAUCUCUCUAUCUGUAUUCCCAGACCCAAUGGAGGUCGACACACAAAGGAUUUCUAACUGUAACUUCGAUCCCAACUCCAAUCCACCACCAUUCUCUUACUCCGUCAACCUCGCUGCUUCCGAGUUACGGGGCUCCGAAAUGCUCAACUCUCCGCCGCCCGAUCGACGUUCUCAAUCCGACGGUGAACCGGCCAAUGAAAAGUCCAGUGCGGCCAUGAAGCUGCAGAAGGUUUAUCGGAGUUAUCGCACCAGGCGCAUGUUAGCCGACUCCGCUGUAGUUGUGGAAGAACUCUGGUGGCAAGCGAUCGAUUUUGCUCGAUUGAAUCACAGUACGAUUUCAUUCUUCAAUUUCUCCAAACCAGAGACCGCAGCUUCUCGCUGGAGUCGAGUCAGGUUGAAUGCUUCCAAGGUUGGUAAGGGUUUGUCCAAGGACGCCAAAGCACAGAAAUUGGCUUUCCAACACUGGAUUGAAGCUAUUGAUCCGAGGCAUCGUUAUGGGCAUUCCUUGCACAUAUAUUAUGAAGAGUGGUGUAAAACAGAUGCUGGCCAACCGUUCUUCUAUUGGUUGGAUAUUGGAGAUGGCAAAGAGGUUGAUCUUAAAGAAUGUCCAAGAUCAAAGCUUCGGCAACAAUGCAUCAAGUAUCUUGGACCUCAAGAGAGAGAAUAUUCUGAAUAUAUUGUUGUGGAGGGGAAAAUAGUGCACAAACGAUCUGGAAACUUUCUUAAUACAAACAAAGGAAUGAAAUGGAUAUUUGUGAUGAGCACCUGCAAGAAACUUUAUGCUGGUCAGAAAAAGAAAGGAAUAUUUCAUCAUUCCAGCUUCCUUGCUGGAGGGGCUACUAUAGCUGCUGGAAGGCUUGAGGCAGAGGAUGGAACACUUAAGUCCAUAUCACCAUACAGUGGACAUUACCGCCCAUCUACUGAAAGCCUUGAUGGCUUUUUAUCAUUUCUGAAGGAAAAUGGAGUCAAUCUUGAUGAAGUUGAAAUACACAAAGCCAAUGAGGAUUACGAGAACUUUGAAGAGAGCAAAUCGAUCAAAGAAGAGUUUGCAGCUGAACUUUUAACAAACUCAGAACCCCCUCAACCUGAUACUUCCAUGGAAGAGAAAACAGAUGUAUCCACGGAACUGAGAGUGGCUCUGCAAAUUGAUACCAAGAACAAUUACAAAAGGACUCUUUCUGGUGGUCUUCAGAGCCCAAGAGCUGAGGUGCCCAAGACAGCUAUAUUGGAAAGAAUUAAUUCCAAGAAGGCAGCCAGGUCAUACCAGUUAGGUGAUCAACUGUCACGGAAAUGGUCAACCGGUGCUGGUCCAAGAAUCGGUUGUGUUGCUGACUAUCCUGUGGAGCUGAGGGUACAAGCCCUCGAGUUUGUUAACCUCUCUCCAAGAACGCCGCCAACACCGUCAACCUACAGGCGUAUGGGUGGUCUUGUAUCGCCUACCGUGUGUCCUGAAUCGGAUCUCUAUAAUAAAGGUCAUUCAAUCUCCACUGUCUAGAUCUGUAUUUUCUUCCACUUCCAACUUUUCAUGCUGCAUGCUUCGAGGCUUUUAAUGUGUAAAAUGUAAAUUCCUUAUGUCUGUAUGUCACUUAAGCCUUUUUAAGCUAAUACUAGUCUCAUCUUAAUUUCAUCUAAUCUUGGUACAAAUUUGCAUUAA